Plodia interpunctella (Indianmeal moth) is the source of this 1091-nucleotide messenger RNA. RefSeq names its product STAGA complex 65 subunit gamma-like. Gene Ontology annotation, cellular component: SAGA complex. The transcript has a single exon. Bases 94 to 1077 code for a protein of 327 amino acids. Lineage: Eukaryota; Metazoa; Arthropoda; Insecta; Lepidoptera; Pyralidae. The record is from RefSeq and is a predicted model, not a curated record. Gene Ontology annotation, molecular function: transcription coactivator activity; protein heterodimerization activity.
AGUGAGCUUUUGCUUGUUUACAUGUUGAUAAAGAGUUUUGGCUGUCUUGAGUGUUUUUAAUUUCAUUUUUAGUACCUACCUAAUUUAAUAAUAAUGACUACAAAAACACAACUCUGGGGAGAAUUCGAUGAUAAUGGAAACGAGGACAUUGUUCAGCAAAACGUGAAUUUCAAUCCGAUAAUAGAGUUGGGUAUGCAAAACAUUCCGGAGAUCCCAAUCACAGUGAAAUCUUCACCGAUAGAAUUACCGAAGCCGAAUUUGAUCACCCACACCAUACAGUUGCACGCGUGUUCAAGACAAUUAUCAGCAAUCUUGGAACAAACGGAAAAUGCCGUAUUUGAAGGUGCUAGACUUGAUUCUAUGAGUUUGCCUGCUAUACCUCCUGAACCAGAGUUAAAACUGGAACAUGAAGCUACUCCUCCGAUAAACUUCUUGCACAAAAAGUACUGUGACUUUUCUCUUGGUAGAGGACCAGUUAUUCUCCCAUUCACACCAGAAAGUCAUAAACGUGCUUUAAGACAAUGCGCUGCUAUAGCUGUAGGCCACGUCGGGAUCGCAAGCUGCACUAAUACGGCACUGAACGCUGUGGCCGACGCUCUCGACAUCUACAUGACGAACAUGUGCAAAUUAAUGAGGACAGUUGUUGACAAAGAAGCCAAUGGCCUCAAAUCUGGUUUCCCAGAUGUUGUAUCAAAAGUAUUUGCAGACUUAAAUGUCGGAAAUUUACAUGACUUCUAUAAUAAUAGAGUUGUUAGAUACCAUGCUAACGUCAAGAAGAAAUGCGAGGACCUUAGGAGUCAAUGUGAAGCAUUGGCGAUUGGAGACAUAGCUCCACAAUUGAAGUUGGAGGAAGUUCCAGAACUACACUUUCCUGCAGCUCUAGACGGGGCGUUCACCCCAUCUUUAGAGCCUGGCUUCCAGAUGUUGCACAGUCUGGAACAGGAGCAGCUUGGACUUGAUCUCCUGGAUACAGUAACAGCAGAUGACAUCAAAAUAGAGCCAAUGGAGUUUUCCCAGCCUGACACCAGUGCCAAGAUACCCUCCCUGUCACCUAGUGCUAAGAAGAAAAGAAAAUAAAAUUGUUAUUUUUU